Leptosia nina is the source of this 684-nucleotide messenger RNA. The record is from the annotation of a GenBank genome assembly. Lineage: Eukaryota; Metazoa; Arthropoda; Insecta; Lepidoptera; Pieridae.
AUGAAGAAAAGUCACAAGUCGAAGCCGUUGUUUAGCAUUCAGUGUUAUGAAGAUCGUCAACAUACUUUACGUCUGAGAAAACUCAGUGAGGACUCAACAGACCAUGACAACACAAUUCAAGAAAGAUUACACUCCACUGAGAAACCACCGCCCCCUCCUCCUAUGCCGGUCACGAACGGUCACAACAAGGCCGACGUGUUAAAUGGUGAACAGAAACCAAAGAAAGAGGAUACAAAUAUUAUCAAUACACCGGAUUACAAGAAAAAUGGCGCACUACUCCGAACGCCUACUCCGGACUAUAACAACAAAGAGUUUCCAAUUAAAUCAAAGUCUUUAAACGAAGCGAACGCUGAAGUAGAUUCGUUAGAGUCGUAUAAACUUCAGAAUCCAGCAAAUGUACCUCCAAAACCACCAUCAAAUUACUUCCUAAAAGCGCCGAAUGGAACUGCGACAAUGAAAAAACACUCUCGACCUGUAUCAGUCACUAUUGGAGAAUACGUCAACCAUAUGAAUGGCAGACGAGAACCUUCCAAACUAGAAUUCCUCAAUGGAGAUAAAAAGAACGGAUCUCAGUUAUUAGAUGACGAAUCAAUCACAAGCAGACUACAAUCGGAGUUAGCUCUUACACUAUCUAGAUCAAAUUUGCGCAAAAAGACUGAAACAAUGGCUGACGGAGGUCGUUAA